Messenger RNA from Caenorhabditis elegans, 1512 nucleotides. RefSeq names its product DUF38 domain-containing protein (gene C33D3.5). NCBI's taxonomy places the organism in Eukaryota, Metazoa, Nematoda, Chromadorea, Rhabditida, Rhabditidae. The record is from RefSeq and is marked reviewed. The transcript has 8 exons. Bases 1 to 1512 code for a protein of 503 amino acids.
AUGGAUAUUCCAAAGGCGCUAAAUUCAUGCAACCAGGGACAAGAACCAUUCUAUCAUAGUGAUCGAUCAGCUUUCACUACAGUUAUUCCAAAUUUUCAAGGAAUCCUUACGAAUAAUGACACGACAAAUAUACAUUUUGGCAACUUUCCGCUUGGUGAAAGUUUUUUCAAUAUUGAACAACCGGUCAAUAGUUUCAAUGUAGCAGAUUUUCAACCCUUGUCUAUCGAGUUCAAUAACACUGUUCCUUUACCACAAAAUGAAUUCUGGAAAGUUCUCCCAUUUGUACCUGCGAGCACAUUUUUUUCGGCUGUAAAUGAUAUCCAAAAUCAACUGAUAAAUCAAAACUCUGCAUUCAACUUGGACAAUGCCACCGAGGCACCUAUCCUUUCUGGUAGUGUUUUCGAAUCACUGUCCCAUGAUAUCACACACACGAUAAUAAACAAUUCUUCUGAAAAUGGGGUUGACUCAAGUGUUUCUGCUGACCCAUUUUUAGCUAUGCCCAUACUCACUCCCAAUAUAAGCUUACCAGUGACACCUGAAAACUUGGAAAUGAAUGAUAUCGAACUUCAGGAGUUUGAACCUGAGGAAGUGAUCGAAAUGCCCACUUCACACCCAGACCAUGCACCCCGAGAAGUGUCUACACAAAAUACUCCUCGAGUAUAUCAAGCAGUCUUAUUUCCAACAAUUCCGAGAAAACGGAAAACAAAAGCUUCAAAUUUUUGCUGCUCUGCAAAAGAAGCUCGGAGUGCUGGUUGGGAUAAUCGCGUGAUGAGUUCAACAAAAACAAACGAAAAGUGUGCAACAAUGCCCCGAAUCUCACACUUCACCUAUAUUCAGUUGGAAUUGAAUAGUUCAUCAGUUAUGAUCAAAGUGAAAGGAAACCACUGUGCCGAAGUUUUUCAACUGUUCAAAGAUCAAAACAAUUCGUGUACAGUAUUAACAAAUACAGAAAAACAUGGAAUGAUUCACGACAACAACUUUAUUGAUACAGCAAUGGCAUAUGUCUUCACAUUAAUUGGCGGCUCUAAGCAUAUAGUUGAUCAGCUCAUUAUUAACCGAUCCCCGAUAAACUAUGGAAUGGAUGUUGAAAAAAUAAGAGAAAAUUCUGUGAUAUUUUACAACGGAAUUUCGUCAAUGCUGGCGCAACUCAAAAAACCUCUUUGUGUAGAGAGCUUAGAGAUACGUGUGUCUUUGGAAAGUAACCUGUUGAGUAUUUUACACGAACUGGAGCAAAGUUUUUUGAGAACAUUGAUAAUAAGUGGAAUUGAUAACUGUAACGCUAUUACUAUAGAAAUGGUUAAAAGUCUUGGUUGUUGGAAGAACUUGAAAUACAUAGAUUCAUCUGGCAUGAUGCUUUUGUCCUGCUCAUUGGCGGAUUUCUAUCAUAUAGAGCACGUCGUUGUUCGAAUACAAAAACCUUCAAAGACCGAAUUUGAAAAUUAUAAAAAAACUAUUAUCCAAAGAACCCAAGCGACGAUAUUGAAUCACUUUUUCCUAUAUGGUCAACUAUGA